AUGAGCGAUGUCACCAUCGUUAGAGAGGGAUGGCUCCAGAAACGGGGUGAAUACAUAAAGAACUGGCGACCUCGUUACUUCCUGCUGAAGACAGAUGGCUCUUUCAUCGGCUACAAAGAGAAACCUCAGGACGCCGACCUGCCCUACCCGCUGAAUAACUUCUCCGUAGCAAAAUGCCAGCUGAUGAAAACAGAGAGGCCCAAGCCGAACACCUUCAUCAUACGCUGCCUGCAGUGGACCACCGUCAUCGAGAGGACCUUCCACGUGGACUCACCUGACGAGAGGGAUGAGUGGACGGAGGCCAUCCAGAUGGUGGCUGACAAGCUGCAAAGACAGGAGGAGGAGAGGAUCCAGUGCAGCCCCACCUCCAAUAUCGACAACAUGGUCGAGGAAGAGAUGGACAUCUCCACCACGCACCACAAACGCAAAGUAAGGCUCACGCAGACAAUGAGCGACUUCGACUACCUGAAGCUGCUGGGAAAGGGAACCUUCGGGAAAGUGAUUCUUGUGCGGGAAAAGGCCAGCGGGAAGUACUACGCCAUGAAGAUCCUUAAAAAAGAAGUCAUCAUAGCCAAGGAUGAAGUCGCUCACACACUCACAGAGAGCAGGGUGCUGAAAAACACCAGACAUCCCUUUCUCACUUCUCUGAAGUAUUCCUUCCAAACCAAGGACCGACUCUGUUUUGUCAUGGAGUAUGUGAAUGGAGGAGAGCUGUUUUUCCAUUUGUCCAGAGAGCGGGUGUUCUCAGAGGAGCGCACGCGCUUCUACGGCGCCGAGAUCGUUUCAGCCCUCAACUACCUGCAUUCAGCCAAGAUUGUGUACCGGGACCUCAAGUUGGAAAACCUGAUGCUGGAUAAAGACGGCCAUAUCAAGAUCACAGACUUUGGACUCUGCAAAGAGGGCAUCACGGACGCUGCUACCAUGAAGACCUUCUGCGGCACGCCAGAGUACCUCGCACCCGAGGUGCUGGAGGACAACGACUACGGCCGGGCUGUGGACUGGUGGGGUCUGGGCGUGGUGACGUACGAGAUGAUGUGCGGCCGGCUGCCCUUCUACAACCAGGACCACGAGAAGCUUUUCGAGCUCAUACUCAUGGAGGACAUAAAGUUCCCGCGCACGCUGUCGGCCGACGCCAAGUCGCUGCUGUCCGGCCUGCUCAUCAAGGACCCCAACAAAAGGCUGGGGGGAGGACCGGACGACGCUAAAGAAAUAAUGAGGCACAGCUUCUUCUCUGGCAUCGACUGGCAGGACGUCUACGACAAAAAGCUCCUGCCUCCCUUCAAGCCCCAAGUGACGUCGGAGACGGACACCAGGUACUUCGACGAGGAGUUCACGGCUCAGACCAUCACCAUCACCCCGCCGGAGAAAUUCGACGAAGACGGGAUGGACUGUUUGGACAACGAGAGACGGCCGCACUUCCCACAGUUCUCUUACUCUGCCAGCGAAUUGAUCCAGACCCAAACUUCCAUCCGACCGGUCGUAUCUCAGGCUUUUUUCAGACCCAGACUCGGAGAGACCCCCGGGUCCGGCCUCGGCGGUUCCGGGACCGAUGGAGCGGUGGUCAGCAGUGAGCAGAGCCCCCACACACCUCACGUUGUCCGGCAGGAUUUGACUCAGGUGUUGCUCAGUGCAAGUCAUUGUCGUUGCUGCUAUCUCAACCACCACCACCACCACAACAGGUACUACAACUCCUCCUACUGCGACUCCUCAAACCCGGUGCUACCCUUCUGGCUGAAUGCUGCUGACCACUGCACCACCCAGCGCCCGGUGGAACAUCCCAAAGCUCUGAGGAAGUCGCGUCUGUGCGUGUUUGUGCGAGUGAGAUCGGACCGUGGCCGGGAGGUGACGGGACAUUUUAAAGACAGCCGAGGCGAGUUGAGGGGGUUCCCACAGGUGGAGAACGCUCAGGCUGGCCUCACCUGGUUGGGAGGUGGACAGAAAGGGCCCCCGGGCUGA
Menidia menidia (Atlantic silverside) is the source of this 1956-nucleotide messenger RNA. Lineage: Eukaryota; Metazoa; Chordata; Actinopteri; Atheriniformes; Atherinopsidae. The record is from the annotation of a GenBank genome assembly.